Spirodela intermedia is the source of this 3791-nucleotide messenger RNA. The record is from the annotation of a GenBank genome assembly. NCBI's taxonomy places the organism in Eukaryota, Viridiplantae, Streptophyta, Magnoliopsida, Alismatales, Araceae.
AUGAUCCAGACGUCGCUCCGCCAUCUCCUCUCCAGGCGCGUUCUCCAGAGGAUCCCAUUUAUAGCGGCUGGUUCGAGUUCUCGUCGAGGAUUCUCGCAUCCUUCCGAGAAUUCGAGCUCGUUUGCUGAUCCUCGACCUGACGACGAAAGGGACGUGAACCACCAGGGUUCCGAGGCCGCGACGACGAUCUCUGUCGAUCGGUCUGGGUUGAUCAAUCCUAUCCGUGCGUCGUGAUCUCCCUGAUUUGUUUUGGGCUUUUUUUUCCCGUUCGGAAUACAAAAUGUCUUUACACUUUCUUUCUUGCUCGGAUCUGCAGAGCAUUGCUACGAGCCUUCCUCUGAUUCGGAGCUCGUCAAGCAUCUCAAGAGUAUAAUCAAGGUCGGGUAGCUCCCUUUUCGCUCUCUCAUUUUCUUCGUUUUUUCAGUCAUAAUGCGAUUUUUUUUAACAGUGCUUCUUGAUGCGGCUCUUGUGGUUAAAUUCUUUAAUAAUUGAUAUUCGAAAUUCCUUUAACUUUGUUUAUCAGUUUCGCGGGGGUCCCAUUUCAGUUGCAGAGUACAUGGCGGAAGUUCUCACGAAUCCUAAAUCAGGGUUUUACAUCAACCGAGACGUCUUUGGAGCUGAGGGUGAUUUUAUUACUUCACCGGAAGUUAGCCAGAUGUUUGGAGAGGUAAUAAAAUGUCGAGUGAUGCUGCCUCUCAUGCUCCUGUAGUCUGAGAAUAUGUUUUCCUGAAAAAGCUGGCUGAUACCACUUCUUUCGUCAAACAAGUUGCAGCUUUUAUCAUGUGAUGGAUGGAUUCUUGGCCUUUUAUUCAGAAGGGUUCAAAAUACAAGAUUUAUGAACCUGUAAAUUGUGUUAUAAUCAGAUUGGAAAUUCCCAUGUCUGUCUUUUGGUCUUUAGGUGGCAUGGUUACGUUUGAGAAUCACAUUAUUUAUAAAAAAAAUUGUUUCCGCAUUGUUAUUUGAACUCAUAGUGACAGAUAUUGAUAUGCUUACUCGUGAACUUUCUUAGAUGGUUGGUGUCUGGGCAAUGUGUCUCUGGGAGCAGAUGGGACAACCAGAGGAGGUUAACCUAAUUGAGCUUGGUCCAGGGCGAGGAACUCUGAUGGCUGAUCUUCUCCGAGUACAUCCAUUUCUUCAUUUCUUUUUCGUUUGGACACAUUUCUCUGCAGAUUUUUUUAUCAGAAAACUUUUAAAAAAAGAUUGAUGGUCUUAGUUUUAUUAAUUCGUUUCUAAUCCCCUUUCUCAGUGUAGUCGUCAAGUAGCCCUGAUGUAAGUGGAUCCUUCUGUUGCAGGGCGCGUCAAAGUUCGAAGCGUUUACCAAGUCUUUGAGGAUACACCUAGUAGAGUGUAGUCCCACAUUACAGAAGCUUCAAUCUGAAGCCUUGAAGUGUCUGGAUGAAGGCAACACCACUGGCAGCAGCACUAAGAGUGCAAUCAGCUCACUGAUCGAGGCUCCCAUCACAUGGCACAGUGCAUUUGAUCAGGUUCCGUCAGGCGGUAUGUACCCGUGUUUUCUUAGCAUCAUUCUUUUGCCGGUUCAUGGUAGUGACAUCUUGUUUUCUAUUGCCUCAUCCGUAAUUUCCAGUUAGAAUUAUGACUACCACACCUGCGUAUUUGAGUGGAUUUUCGUAUCAGAUGAAAGCUUUAUAAGUGGAAUCUUAGUGUAUAGAAUCAGAACCUUGGAUUUCGUCUUGUUGAGUCAAUGGCAUUCGUCUCUGAUGCUUAGACUUGGAUCCAUCAUUUCCAUACUUGUCAUUAUGCUGCAUACUUUAUGCAUGAUAUUUAAUCUGCAUUUUUCUUCAUCAAAUUGAAUGAUUUUUUUUCAUGUUAGGACCUAAUAUGGGGAAAAAUGAGCUGGAUUGAAAUCCACUAUUUAGCGAGUCAGGCCUCAUUAAAAACAAGGCAUUCCUUGAGGAGACAAUAACUAUGAGAACCGCUUGAAAAAAGCUUGUUGAAAACACUAGUUUGUUUUGAGGGCCAAUCAUACCAGACGUAGAGCUCUAGAUGACAGGGUGAGGCACGUAAUACAAAGCAUAAAGUUAUUUCUGCAUGUGAAUUGAGUUAUCUCUGUUUUCUUUGUGGCAUUCAUUAAGAAUGAUCUGGAAUUCGUGAGAGUUCUGAGAGAUUGGUUUUACAUCGAAGACCACAUAUUCAUCUUCUCUCUCUCUCUCUUUCUCUCUCUCUCUCUUUCUCUCUCUCUCUCUCCUUUCUCUCUUUAACUAUCUCCAUCUUGUCUGGUUUACCUAUGUGAAAUUCGCAAUCACAACUAGUUUUUUUGAGACAGUUGAGAUGAACGACCUGGAGAUAUGGAGAAUACUGAAAUAUGCCUUCACCGUAAAAAUCUCCUCAAUUGGAUUUCCUGGAUAUGCUAUUUUUUCAGCUGAUCUGGUAUAAGAUGAUGUAAGUGAUGCAAGUGUCUUCAUGCUGAUGGAUGGACAUAGAAAUCAUAUUGAACGUCUGGUUCAGGAACACGCAGGCUCUGUGUAGAUGUACAGUAAUUAUAAGAGCUCUCUCGAGCUUUGAUAAUGCAAGAUUGAUAGAGCAACUUCCCACCUUUCAGCUGGGUUCGGUCUUAUUUCAUGACUACAUAUUUCUAUGCGAUGAAUUGAGUGAUGCCUUGAGUUAAUUCUAUUCAUAUUUUGGUGUUUCAGCUUAGUCUUUCUCUCUCUGACAUGGUUCUUCUAUUCCGUUUCCCCUCAGUGCCAACCAUUGUGAUUGCUCAUGAGUUUUAUGAUGCCCUCCCAGUUCAUCAGUUUCAGGUUUCUCAGUCAAACUCACUCUGAGUCGUCUAUCUUAAUUUUUCCAAUCUUUUAUCUUGUCCAGAUGAUUAUUUAAAUAAAUUAAUCUCCAGAUGCCGGAUAUUAUAGUAUGAACUUUGCAGAGAGCCUCUCGUGGAUGGUGUGAGAAGAUGGUUGAUGUUACCGAAGAUUCAACGUGAGGAUUCAUAAGCCCCAUUGAUCAGAUCUUGAACGCUCAGAGUACUUCCUAGUCAACGGGCUCUCUCUCUCUCUGUCUCUCUGUUGCAGGUUCCGCUUCGUUCUCUCUCCUCAGCCCACUCCCGCCACGCUCCUCUACCUGAUGAGGCGUCUCAAGUGGGCCGGCGCUGAGGAGUUUACCCAGCUGGAGCACAUUGAGGUCUGCCCCCAGGGAAUGGAGUUGACCGAGGCGAUCUCAAAGAGGGUGGGCUCUGACGGUGGCGGGGCCCUCAUCAUAGACUACGGUCAAAAUGGAAUUGUUUCAGACAGUCUGCAGGUCCCAUCAUUUCUCCCUAGAAGAUGCCUGAUAAUGCUCAUAGAACACCAAACGAAUCACAUCCUCCUCUUGAUCCCUCUGCAGGCCAUCAGGCGGCACAAAUUCGUCAGCGUUCUAGAUGAUCCCGGGUCAGCCGAUCUAAGCGCUUACGUGGAUUUCGCCAUGGUCCGAUGCUCUGCCGAAGAAGCCUCCGGUACUCUCUCUCUCUCUCUCUCUCUCUCUCUCUCUCUCUCUCUCUCUACCCAGCUGACGGGAGAGAUGUCAACCUGCCUGCAGAGAAUGUGUCGGUUCACGGGCCGAUCACGCAGUCCGAGUUCUUGGGCUCUCUGGGCAUAAACUUCCGAGCGGAGGCCCUGCUGCAGAGCUGCACUGAGCAGCAAGCUGAGGCCCUGAGGGCCGGCUACUGGCGGCUGGUCGGCGAUGGGGAGGCCCCCUUCUGGGACGGCCCCCAGGAACUGGCACCCAUCGGCAUGGGAACUCGUUACCUGGCCAUGGCCAUCGUCAACAAGAACCAGGGCCCCCCAAUUCCCUUCCAAUGA